GUCUUUGGAGAUGGCUCCAAAAACUCACCUUACAAGAGAGAAAAGAUCCACAAGGCUCAAACAGAAGCUGCAAACAGGACUCAACACCCCAAACCUUUCUAUCCUAUGCAACCUUCUACUCCUUUGGAAAGGGACUUAGAAAGGGACUUGGAAAGGGAUUCGUCUACUUACACCUACCCACCCCAAAUGUUACUUGGGGAAGAGAGGUCAGAUGUGGGGUGGGAAUAUAUAAAUGCUAAAAUGAAUAACAACUUCUCGAAUGAAAAGGCUUUGCCACGGUAUAUUAUUUUGUUUAGUGUUUCCAGUACUAUUAUCGGUGACUGACAGGAUACUGAGGAAAUACUUUCUAAAACUUACUAAGAAUCCGUAGGAAACAUUGUGAUUAUCUUACACGACGAAGCAACUUGUGAACAAUUUCCGCUGUACAAAUUUAUAGGGGGCAUCAAAAGAAAAUGGCGGACGAUAAUGAUCCCCAGAUAUAUAGGUUUCAAGACUGUGAAACAUCACCAGACUCUUUCUAUGACUAUUCACCAAGUAUUAGAGAUAACACUGUCCCACUUAUUAUUGAUAAUGGUGGUCAUUGUUGCAGGGCAGGAUGGGCAAUCGACAAUAAACCAAGAUUAAUUUUCAGAAACCUGGUAGCAAAGGCAAGAGGAAAAAAGGAUGGUGAUGCGUCAGGAACAAGUUACUCUGUUGGGAAUGAUAUUGGGAACCUUGAGAUGGUCAGAUGGGCCUUGCGGACUCAAUUUGACAGAGAUGUGGUGACACAUUAUGAGUGCCAGGAGCAAGUCUUUGAUCAUAUCUUCAGUCAUCUUGGAAUCAACACACCAGGAAGUGUCAAUCAUCCUAUUGUUCUGACAGAACCAGUUUGUAACCCUAACUACUGCCGACAAUCCAUGUCUGAGCUGUUGUUUGAGUGUUACAAUGUUCCAAGUGUGGCUUAUGGAAUUGACAGUCUGUUUAGUCUAUAUCACAACUUCCCAGUUACAGAUGAAACCACUGCAUUAGUAGUGUCAUCUGGAUGUCAAGUCAGUCAUGUCCUACCAGUGUUGAAUGGAAGACUGGAUGCCAGCAACUGUAAGAGGAUUAACCUGGGCGGAGCUCACGCCACAUGGUACAUGCAAAGACUGUUACAGUUGAAACACCCACAUCACGCCACACAGAUCACACUCUCAAGAGCACAGGAAUUAGUUCAUGGCCACACCUCCAUGGCCACAGAUUACUCCAAGGAGCUUGAUGAGUGGGCAUCGUCUGAUUAUUAUGAUGAGAAUGUGCAUAAAAUUCAGCUGCCAUAUGCUCAGGCACCUCAGAACAGUGGGCCAAAGAGUGAAGAAAAAGAAAAGCUAAGGAGGCAGAAACAAGGAAGGAGAUUACAGGAAAUAAAUGCCAGAAGAAGAGAGGAAAAGCUCGCAGAAGAAGAAGACAGACUACAAGAUCUUAUGAAUAUUCAGGAACUGGAACUUGAAGAUAGUGAGGAAUUCCAGAAAGCGUUAACUGCAGCAGGGUUCCAGAGUCCUGAGGCAUUGCAAGCUGCAAUAAAGAAUCUGACAUCCUCAGUUAAGAAACGAAAGGACAAGAUUGUAGCAAUGCAGACAGCUUUGGAAUUGGACUCUGAGGUCAAGGAAAAAGACGAAAUCAUAGACGUUGUAUCUGAGCCACCGGUCGAAAACAAAAAGAGACAGCGGACACCCAAAGGAGCGACUGCGGCGGACGAGAAAAGCGGGAAGAGAUUAAGGGAAGAUAAGAAACAAGAAAUGCAACACAAGAGCCACGAGGAAGUACAGAGAGAGGAAACCUUUAAAACAUGGCUAACGGGUUUACACAGGAGGAGAAAGGAAAUACUUGACGCCCGUCAACAGCGCGUUCAACGAAGGGAGGAGUUAGCAAGCAGACGAAGUCACGCGUCUCUUGAAAGAAUGAGGAUUUUGUCUCAGCUGGCGUAUGAUCCCAACGUUCGUGACGAUGGUACGACAAGAAGUACACACAAGAAACCAAAAGAAGAUACUUUUGGACAAAACGAUGAUGAUUGGAUGGUGUAUAGAUCCAUUAAUAAAGAUGCUGGUGACUCCGAUAGCGAAAAGGAACAGGAAGAACUCAACGAGUUGGAAAACUUGCUGAAGAAACACGAUCCCGACUUUUCAAAACGUUUUGGAGGCAAACCGGAAACCGCUGUUGACUGGGCAGAGUAUUAUCAACUACAUCUUGGCGUGGAAAGGAUAAGAGUACCCGAGAUAGUAUACCAACCAUCCAUGCUGGGCAUUGAACAAGCUGGGAUUGCAGAGACGAUAGAUUUCAUACUCAAUCACUACUCCGCAGAUCUACAAACAGCUCUAGUACAGAAAGUGUUUGUGACUGGAGGAAAUACAAAGUUUCUAAACUUUCAAGAGCGCUUGGAGAGGGAACUCCUUGCUAUCCGACCAUUCCAGUCAACAUUUAAAGUUUUCAAUGCAGUGAACCCUGUGCUUGAUGCGUGGAACGGAGCCCGUAAGUGGGCAAAGUCAUUAAACAGUCUGCAGGCAGUUAGUGUCACCAGGGAGGAGUACGACGAAAAAGGAGGCGAAUAUCUCAAAGAACACUUCGCUUCAAACCGUUACGUACCCACCCCUCUCCAGUCCUAAAGUAGAAUGUUCAACAAUAGCAACUCCACAUUCGUUUAAUAUACAGUACUUUAUUACCGAUAUUUGUCAGUUAACGUCCUCAUAGUUUCUCCUUGAAGGUCUUCAAAGACGUUAAAUAUCUCACUGGCAUUGUCUGCCGUGACAUCUCUCUAUUCUGAGCCAAGUGUGGCAUUCUUUAUAUCACCACUCACUUGUACAACGUGUCAGAGCGCAGAGGAAUUAUGUUUAAAAAGACCCUGUUGUGUAAAUACAUCGAUGUAAAUAAAUUGAAACAUGGCAAGA
Molecule: messenger RNA, 2900 nt
Organism: Orbicella faveolata
Lineage: Eukaryota; Metazoa; Cnidaria; Anthozoa; Scleractinia; Merulinidae
Product: actin-related protein 5-like
Source: RefSeq, a predicted model, not a curated record